AUGGGUAAAGGUACGGAUAAGCUAUACAUUACCCACUCCGAGUGGUCCUCUUCCGACGCGUACUCCGCCAGCGCUGGCUCGAACGUCAACCAAAAAGCGCCAAAUGGAGCGAACUUCAAGAGACUGCCCUUCAACUUUUGCGCCGCGAGUCUCCAACCCUUCAAACACCCAGUCUGCACAGCAGAAGGCACGAUAUUCGACGUUGAGGUAAUCAGUCAAUGGCUCGAGAAGCAUGGAACGAAUCCGGUGACUGGCAAGCCGAUGAAAGAUAAGGAUUUGAUAAAGCUCAACUUCGCGCGUAACGGGGACACGGAUGCGCAUGAUGGGGGCAUGGGGGCUGGAGAUGGGAAGGGAGAGAUGGUGGAUCCUGUUACGUUCAAGGUGUUUACGGACAAUACGCAUAUUGUGGCCAUACGACAUGGCAGCGAGGCGAACGUUUUUGCCUGGGAGACGGUUGAGAGGCUGAAUAUCAAGGCUAAGACGUGGAAGGACUUGGUUGAUGAUCGGGAUUUCGGGAGGUCGGAUAUCAUUACGCUACAGGAUCCGCAGAAUCUGGAGAGCAGGGAUUUGAGUCAAUUCAACUUUGUGAAGGAGGGAGAGACGGUGCUUACGAAGGAGCAAGAGGAAGAAAGGAAGAAGGGGAGUGUGAACAUUGACGCCUUAGGCAGGGUAGGAGACAAGGUUCUGAGAGCGAAAGAAGCUGUGGAGAAGGCCAGGAGAGAACGCGAAGCAGGGGGUGAUGUUAAUCGAUCCAAAGCUUUGGCCAAGCCAGGAGCCUCCAGUGCUCCUCCCAAGCCGUCGAUGUUACAGGAAAAGAAGGUGGCUUACAAUGCGGCACAGUUUACAACGGGUAAAGCUGCAGCAAGUUUUACAUCUACCGGACUUACCCCCGAGACAAGCGGCGAGAGAGCGCUCCUUACUGACGAGGAGUAUAUGCUUCGGCCUAAGAGAGUAAAGAUCAAGGGUUAUGCUCGGAUUGAAACCUCAAUGGGAUCUUUGAAUAUCGAGUUACAAACAGAAACGGCACCACGGGCUGUAUGGAAUUUUGUUCACUUGGCGAAGAAAGGGUAUUACAACGGAGUAAAAUUCCAUCGCAACAUCCGGAAUUUUAUGAUUCAAGGUGGGGAUCCUACCGGGACAGGCAAGGGAGGAACAAGUAUCUGGGGUAAGAACUUUAUGGACGAGUUUGAUGGUCCUCUGACACACGACGCAAGAGGUGUCAUGAGCAUGGCGAACAAGGGCAAGAAUACCAACUCGAGCCAAUUCUUCAUUACCUACAAGCCAGCGAAGCAUCUGGACCGGAAACACACCAUUUUCGGUCGAGUCGUCGGCGGUAUGGAUGUGCUCACAAAGCUGGAGAAUGUUCCAGGCGACGAUGGAAACCGGCCUCUUGAGGAUAUCGUUAUGGAAAAUGUUGUGGUAUUUGUCGACCCAUUCGAGGAGUUUCAGAAGCAGAAACGCGAGAGGGAUGAGCUCGAGAAGCAAAAAGAGGAGAUCAAGAGACAAGGAGGAACCGAGGACGACAAAACAACCUGGACGGGCAAGCGGAUCAGGAAUGACGGGACUAUCGAGCAGAGCGAGCAAUCGGGUGGUGUAGGCAAGUAUUUGAAUGCUGUCAAGGCUACCGGCAGCAGGAAACCCGCCCCUGAAGACGAAAUACCAGAAGCCGAGCCUGCUAAGAAAAAGAUAAAGACUGGAGGAUUCGGAAACUUCGAUGGAUGGUGA
Molecule: messenger RNA, 1725 nt
Organism: Drepanopeziza brunnea f. sp. 'multigermtubi' MB_m1
Lineage: Eukaryota; Fungi; Ascomycota; Leotiomycetes; Helotiales; Drepanopezizaceae
Biological process (GO): protein peptidyl-prolyl isomerization; protein polyubiquitination; protein folding
Cellular component (GO): catalytic step 2 spliceosome
Molecular function (GO): peptidyl-prolyl cis-trans isomerase activity; ubiquitin protein ligase activity
Source: RefSeq, a predicted model, not a curated record